Papaver somniferum (opium poppy) is the source of this 2988-nucleotide messenger RNA. RefSeq names its product DExH-box ATP-dependent RNA helicase DExH18, mitochondrial-like. Bases 156 to 2462 code for a protein of 768 amino acids. Gene Ontology annotation, cellular component: mitochondrial degradosome. The record is from RefSeq and is a predicted model, not a curated record. Gene Ontology annotation, molecular function: RNA helicase activity; hydrolase activity, acting on acid anhydrides; ATP binding. Gene Ontology annotation, biological process: mitochondrial RNA 3'-end processing; RNA catabolic process. NCBI's taxonomy places the organism in Eukaryota, Viridiplantae, Streptophyta, Magnoliopsida, Ranunculales, Papaveraceae. The transcript is spliced from 3 exons.
UAUUUUGGAGGGACAACGCUUAACCAUUACUCUUCCUCCUUUCACGUUCAUUCUCUGAUGAAGAAAAUUUUCAAAAAGAUUUCUACCUACUUUCAUUUUCAGGUAUAAAUAUAUUCAAUCUUAUUUAUUUGAAUUUUGAUUGUGUACAGUACUAAAUGGCGAGAGGAAGUGCAACAUCUCUAUAUCGAAUCUAUUCAUCCAGAAAAAAUAUUUCUACGGUUAGGUUUUCUUUAUUGAAUCAUUCAUUCCAUUCUACAAGAGAGCGAGGGGAGUGCUCAAACUCUCUAAAAGGUUCGGUUUUUAUUGAUAUUGAUUACCCAAUACAUCGAAAUUUGACGGGGUGGAUAAACUUACAAUUAGGGUUACGGAAUAAGAAAUUUAGGGAUUUUAACGUUACCCAUUGGAGAUCAUACUCUACAGAGGUUAACGGAAAUGAUGCCAAUGGUAUUUUUCCUGAUUCAACAGCGGUUGAGAGUACAACUGGAAUUGAUAGUUGUUCUGAGAUUGUAUCUGUAAGUGAUGAUGAUCCGGUAAGGUUAUAUCGAGAGCUUCGUGAUUCUGAAGAGAAUGAAGCGAAGCUAACGACGUCUGAGUGGGAUGAUGUAGAUGAGAUUUUUAAUUGCUUUGUUAAAUCAGGAUGGGCGUCUAAUCAAGCUCUUGCUAUUUACAUUGGAUUGUCAUUUUACCCAACAGCUGUUAGAAAGUUUCAAACAUUCCUUAAGAAUAAAUGUACCGGCGAUAUUGCUAAGCAUCUUAUAUCAUUGGGUCCUUCUCACGAGUCUGAGAGGUUCCUUUUCCCUAUUUUUGUUGAAUUCUGUUUGGAAGAGUUUCCGGAUGAGAUCAAAAGGUUUCGGGGAAUUCUUGAUUCUGCAGAUUUAACGAAGCCUCACACUUGGUUUCCAUUUGCUAGAGCUAUGAAACGGAAAAUCAUUUACCAUUGUGGGCCGACUAACAGUGGUAAAACUUAUAAUGCCUUGCAGAGGUUUAUGGAGGCCGAGAAAGGUAUAUAUUGUAGUCCUCUAAGACUCUUAGCCAUGGAAGUCUUUGACAAGGUGAAUGCCCUUGGGGUUUACUGUAGUCUCCAUACUGGGCAGGAAAAGAAGCAUGUUCCAUUCUCGAAUCACUCUGCAUGUACUAUGGAGAUGGUUUCUACAGAGCAAUUGUAUGAUGUGGCGGUUAUAGAUGAGAUACAGAUGUUGGCUGAUCCAUGUAGAGGUUAUGCAUGGACUCGAGUAUUACUUGGCGUAAUGGCUGACGAGGUUCAUCUUUGUGGUGACCCAAGUGUUCUGAAAAUUGUUCGAAAAAUAUGUGCAGAAACUGGAGAUGAGUUAGUUGAAAAUCAUUAUGAACGGUUCAAGUCUCUCAUGGUGGAAGGCAAAACCCUUCUAGGGGAUCUGCGGAAUGUUAGACCUGGAGAUUGUGUUGUUGCAUUCUCAAGGAGAGAGAUAUUUGAGGUAAAAAUGGCGAUCGAGAAAUUUACGAAGCAUCGAUGUUGUGUCAUUUAUGGUGCAUUGCCGCCAGAGACUAGGCGCCAGCAAGCUACCUUGUUCAAUGAUCAGGAUAAUGAGUAUGAUGUUCUGGUUGCAAGUGAUGCGGUGGGAAUGGGGUUGAACCUAAAUAUUAGAAGAGUUGUUUUUUAUAGUCUCUCAAAGUAUAAUGGUGACAAAGUUGUACCCGUUCCAGCCACACAGGUGAAGCAAAUUGCGGGAAGAGCUGGCAGAAGAGGAAGCCGCUAUCCAAACGGACUCACAACUACCUUGCAUCUGGAUGAUUUGCAGUACCUAGUUGAGUGUUUAAAGCAACCUUUCGACGAAGUUAAGAAAGUGGGUCUGUUUCCUUUCUUUGAGCAGGUGGAGUUAUUUGCAGGGAAGCUCCCAGAUAUGACGUUCUGCCAGCUAUUGGAUAAGUUUGGUGAGAAUUGCCGUCUUGAUGGUUCUUACUUCUUGUGUCGUCAUGAUCAUAUCAAGAAGGUUGCAAAUAUGUUGGAGAAGGUUCAAGGAUUAUCUCUUGAAGACCGUUUUAACUUUUGCUUCGCCCCAGUUAAUAUUAGAGAUCCAAAAGCAAUGCACCAUCUGUUGAGUUUUGCUUCAACAUACAGCCAAAACCGUAGGGUUAGUAUAGCAAUGGGAAUGCCCAAGUGUUCUGCUCGAAAUGAUUCGGAGUUAUUAGAUCUCGAGACCAGACAUCAAGUUUUGUCUAUGUAUCUCUGGCUGUCAUAUCACUUCAAGCAGGAGAUGUUCCCUUACGUGGAGAAGUAUUCUGCAAUGGCAGCAGAUAUUGCAGAUUUAUUGGGUCAAUCUCUCACUAAUGUUACCUGGAAACCUGAAUCAAGGAAUCCUUCCCCCAAAGCCCAGAAAGAAGAUGGCUACCAGAGGCCAAUGUCCCUUGUCAAAGAACAACAAAAGAAGCGGCAAGUGAAUGUUCCGCAGCAAAAAUUUUCAAACCAGGGUUUUUCGGCCUAAGAGUAAUGCAUUACCAGGGUUCAGUUUAUCAUAUCCAGAUCUUGUUGUGGAUGUUAGGUUAAUGUAUCUUCUGUUUUCAUCGGAUAGUUGAUAUCAUUCCAACUUUACUGAAGGUUCCAUUAAUCUAGGGAUCCUCCCCCAAAAACUCAGAAGGAAGAUGGCUACCAAAGGCCAAGGUUGCUUUACAAAGAGCAGCAAAAGAAGAAGCAAAUGAAUGUUCCGCAGCUGAAUCCUUCUGAUCAGGGUCUCUCAACAUAAGGGUAAUGCUUUCCAAGGUUCAGUUUAUGAUUUUCAGACCUCAAUGUGGAUAUUAGAUUAAUGUAUCUUCUCUUUUCCCUUUUGGAUUGUUAAUAAUAUUCCAAUUUUGCUGAUGGUUCCAUAUAUCCGUUCCGCUUCCUCUGUCAUGUUUUUUCAAUUGUUAGUUACAUCUAUUAUACUCUAUAGAAGCACACUUUUGAAUAGCUUCUGAUGUGUGAAUCUUUAUAUGCUCUAUAAUAUGUAUUGUUAUCUCAGUAACAUUUGGAUC